CUCUGGAGUUCGAUCUCCGGUGACUAGCACAACACGAGGUGGGAUAUAAAGUGAUCUUCAUCCCCCAGUCACAAGAAGAAUCAGACAACAGUUCCAUCAACACAUUCGUUCCAUCUCACCAUGCGCUCGUUCUUCCUGCUGUCCGCUGCUGCGGCACUCACUCUCGCUUCCCCUGUUCCUCAGGAGCUUGACUUCGACCUUGUCGAUGUUGUUGAGACUCCCUCGAACGUUACCAUCCCUACCAACACCGAUGAGCUUAUCGUCAGCUACGACUCCGAUGCUGCUGCUGCCGCUGUCCAGACUUCCGUUCUGACCGGUCAGACUGAGAUCGACAUCUCCAACAGCACUACCAACAGCACCAGCUCUUCCACUCUUCGCAGACGUGGUACCUGUGCCGUUCAGGCCAGCGGCUCCGGCCCUGUCCCUUCUCCCGACACUGCUUCGGCUUUCCUCUCUUACUCUGCCUUUGCCAGCGCUGCAUCCGGUGCCGCCACUCCUUCCGGCUACACUCAGGCCUUCAAGAACUUGAAUGCCUCUAGCAAUGCUUACGGAUACCUCGGUUUUACCAACCUCGCCUCGUACGACACCGCCAAGUGUGCCCAGAAGUGUAACGCCAUCUCUGGCUGUGCUUCCUUCAACCUUUACUACGAACGUGACCCCAGCAAGGACCCCGGUACUGGCUGUGAGAACCCUGCCUCGACAACCAACAUCAAGUGCGUAUUCUGGGGUGGAGACCUCACUACUACAAACGCAAACAACGCUGGUCAGUACCGUAGCAGCUUCCAGGUCGUUAUUGCCGGAAGCAACGGUUACGUGAACAACACCAUCGAGCCCGCUGAUGGCUACACCUCUCCUUCUUACUACGGCAACACCGCUAUCGACGCCCCUGUUGACUGCAAUGGCCAGUCCACCUUCCUUGGAAGCAAGGUCUUCACCGGUGGUCCUUUCGAUGCCAGCCUUUGCGCUGCUGCUUGCGACGCCCAGAGUGCCACCAACCUGAAGGCCAACAAGGCCACUUGCAAGUUCUUCAACACUUACAUUCUUGCUCGCAACAACGUCGCCAUUGGCCAAUACUGCAACCUUUACUCCCAGACUUGGGCAUCGUCUUACGCUACCUACAAAGGUUCCAACAGCGGUGGUAACAAGUACACCGUUUCUUACUCUUACGGUUUCUCCAGCUCUGCCGACGCUGGUACUUGCAAGAAGCCCUCUACUUCUACCUGGAUCAUCAGCUCUGCCACUGCCACUGCCAGCUCUACUGCUACUGCUCAGCCCACCACUGCUGGUGGUUUCAUCAACUGGAAGACUUUCCAGGCCAACGGUGCCAACCUCGGUGGCUGGCUCGAGAAGGAACAGACCCACGACCCCAUCUGGUGGGCCAGCGUCGCCAACCUUUCUACCACCCCUGACGAGUGGACUCUCUGCCAGACCCUUGGCGACCAGUGUGGUCCUACUCUGGAAGCCAGAUACGAGUCAUUCUUGAACAAGUCUACCAUCGAUCAGCUCGCCUCCGUCGGUGUCAACACUCUCCGUAUUCCUACCACCUACGCCGCCUGGGUCAACGUUCCUGGAUCUGCUCUCUACCACGGUAACCAGCAGCAGUACCUCAAGGCUAUUACUGAUUACGCCAUCAACACCUACGGCAUGCACAUCAUCGUUGGUCUUCACUCCCUCCCCGGUGGUGUCAACAACCUCGACAUUGGUGAGGCUCUCAUGCACGACGACUUCUUCUACAACACCACCAACCUCAACUACGCUUACGCCGCCGUUGACUCCAUCCUUGACUUCAUCAAGGCCAGCGGUAACCUGACUUCCUGGACCAUCGGCCCCAUCAACGAGGCCUCUGACAACCUCUCUGGCUUCGGUACCUCCGCCGGUCUCUCCGACAAGGGUGCUCAGUGGGUUGCUGACUACAUCAACGGUGUUGUCGCUCGCACCGCCAAGGUCGACAGCCGUAUCCCCGUCAUGGUCCAGGACUGCUUCAAGGGUGCUGCCUUCUGGGAGCCUUACUUCGACGCAUCUGCCAACCUUGUCAUCGACUCGCACGUUUACUACUUCGCUGCCGCCGGUACCUACUCGCAAUAUGUUGCCCCUGCCGUCUGCGGUCAGGCUGCCUUCAUCGCCGAGGCCACCAAAUUCCCCAACUUCAUUGGCGAAUGGUCUCUCCAGACCAUGUACAACAACAGCCUCGCCAUCUCUGAGAGACAGUUGAUCUUCAACACCCAGCGUUACGCCUGGAGCAAGUACGUCAGCGGUGGUUCCUUCUGGACUGCUGUUUCGUACUCCACUGCUCUCGUCGAUGGUCAGGGCACUCAGAGAGAUUACUGGUCCUACACCGACCUCAUCAGCGCUGGCGUCAUAAAAUCAGAGUCUGCCUUCAACGGCACCGCCUACUGCUAGAUGCAGUUCGAAAAAUGGUAGUCUAGCUCUGCCGCAGAGACUCGGGCUUGCCUGAGCGAUGGUCCAGCACCAUUUGUUUUUUUGUUCUUCUUUUCCCCUUCACUUCAUGAUAGACGAUUUUCUAGAUUUACGCUUUGUUUAUACGCUUUUUGUUUAUAGAAGACGGUGGUGGC
This is a messenger RNA of Aureobasidium pullulans EXF-150, 2573 nucleotides long. RefSeq names its product glycoside hydrolase. The coding region runs from base 121 to 2400 and encodes 759 amino acids. NCBI's taxonomy places the organism in Eukaryota, Fungi, Ascomycota, Dothideomycetes, Dothideales, Saccotheciaceae. Gene Ontology annotation, molecular function: hydrolase activity, hydrolyzing O-glycosyl compounds. The record is from RefSeq and is a predicted model, not a curated record. The transcript has 2 exons.